AUGGUCCCAUCGGAUCCAGCUACCUCAAGAGAGGCCAAAAAACAGCGGACGGCCUCUGGUAACCAGCCGAAGCAACCCGAGGCGAAGGUCGAUGUCGUUGCCGAUCAUAAGAGGUGUUGGAUUAGAAUCAAUACCAUUAAAAAUUCCCGCAUGUUAGCUGAAUUUCGAGAAAUCGAUUCAUAUCUGACUGACUCUGAAACCGAAUCAUCGAAUUCUGAAGACGAAGAUUAUCGACCUAGUCUGGCUCAGAAGGAUUUCGAUAACUCAGUGCUUCGGAUGGGCCGAUCCUUGAUCGCAGCCGCAAAAGCCAACCCACUCCAUCUGCCUUCUUCCCGUCAUUCAGCCGACACAGUUACCGAGAUUAUACCACAAGUUACCAUGCGUCUCACGAGGCUGGAUCCUGAGGGAGAACCUAACGAUCCUCGAAUCGCGCAGACAAUCCAAGGGUUGAAGGACAUGGGCAUCGAGGCUGAAUUGGGCGAAAGGAAACCUGCUGAGGUUCCCGAAGUGAUACGUUCAUCUCAGCCAAGUCCUCUACAGCUCUUCUUUGAACCGACUUCAAAGAUCAACCUCGACCUUUCCGCCCUCAUCGCUUUAGUGUCCGACCUCACCCAUGCUUCCCUCCCAUCAUCUAUUGACGAAGCUAACAAACGCUUCAUACCACCUCAAAAGUACCUCGAAUGGAAGAAGAAAAUGACAGCCAGUAAGGCGAAAGCCAGGGCUGUAGCAUUAGCAAAGACGAAUGCAGAGCUAGCCGCUGAUCUGGAGCUUGACGACGGAGAAGGCGGAGAGGGCGGAGAGGGUGAGGAGAACGGUGAAUUACCGUACUACGCCAAGCAAGACCUGGCCAAGCACUCUCGUGCGCUUACCAACCAAGUCCUUCAAGAGAUGGGCAAAGGUCUUUUGCAGGAGAUGUAUGAUCAGCUCAAAUCGAUAUCGUCACCUCUCGAACGAGUGGAAUUUUGGACGACCCGGGAAGCGAGGGAUAGAUGCUUAAGGAUCGUUUCGAAGAUUGGAGGCCCGAAUGAGAAACGACGUGUGAAGGCGCUACUUUGGGACCGUUCGCUCGAAGACCCAGACCUUGAUUCCCAAGAACUAGCCGAAGAAGCAUAUUGGAAGGAUUCACGUUUUGGUCACAAAUUCAUACCCCUCAUUCCGAUACGAAUUCACUCGAGUUCUGAAGACGAGAAAGAUUGCGCUCAUAGUAAUGAUAAGCCCGCUUUUUUCCAUUCGCUGGACAGAACUUGCUAUGACAUCCUAGAAGGGGAAGGGUUCAACCCCCGAAACUCGUCUGAUCGCUCACCUCUACACUCGGUGCCUCCUCCCAAUGGAGAUAAUAUUGCGCGAGCCAUUGUCACCAAGGUCAAUCCUCGGCUCACUGCUCACACGGUCCAAAGCAUGCUUUUGGGUGCCCGACUCGGAUGGACAACUUUGACUGCCAAUAGGACGAGUGUCAAAGCGAUUGUGAAGGAGAUGAAUUCUCGCUCAAGAGCAAUCGUAUUCGGUGACGGCGAAGUCCUGAAUGGCGAGCAAGACGAUCUGUUUAACCUCCAUUCUGGGGGGCCUAACGAUGAUCAAGGACAGCACAAAGCAGGUUCUGAGGAUAUAGACUGUUCUAUCAAGUCGAAGGCUGCGAUAUGGAUCAUCGAUCCUCGCAGUUUGGCCGAAGGGAUGAGGUCAGAUACCGAGACAGCUCCUGAUAUCUGGCGUACCGAAUAG
Molecule: messenger RNA, 1719 nt
Organism: Marasmius oreades (fairy-ring Marasmius)
Lineage: Eukaryota; Fungi; Basidiomycota; Agaricomycetes; Agaricales; Marasmiaceae
Exons: 2
Coding region: 1-1719 (572 amino acids)
Source: RefSeq, a predicted model, not a curated record